Messenger RNA from Bombina bombina (fire-bellied toad), 998 nucleotides. RefSeq names its product odorant receptor 131-2-like. The record is from RefSeq and is a predicted model, not a curated record. Gene Ontology annotation, molecular function: G protein-coupled receptor activity. Gene Ontology annotation, biological process: G protein-coupled receptor signaling pathway. The coding region runs from base 1 to 921 and encodes 306 amino acids. Gene Ontology annotation, cellular component: membrane. The transcript has a single exon. Lineage: Eukaryota; Metazoa; Chordata; Amphibia; Anura; Bombinatoridae.
AUGACAAACAACACUACUCUGGGCAUCACCGAAGGAUCUUCCACAAAUCUAAUUGCUUUAAUUGUGAAAUUAGGUUCUUUUCUUGUCUUAAUAUCCUGUUUUCUCAUCUUCCUACAUGCUAUUACAAUUAUAUUAAGAGUCUACUUCACCACAGCGCACGUACGUGAGGAUUCUCGUUACGUCCUUUUUAUUCACAUGAUAAUCAAUGACACUUUGUAUCUUUCUCUUGGGAUGUGGCUCUAUAUAGCCGCAAUGUACAUUGUAUUAACACCUGUACCAAUUUGUUACAUAAUAUUCACCUUAUCUACCUCUACAUUUCGUAUCACUCCCUACAACCUGGCUGCCAUGUCUCUGGAACGAUACGUUGCUAUUUGCUUUCCAUUAAGGCACCCACAAAUUUGUACUACAAGAAAAACUAGUCUUGUCAUUGCAAUAAUUUGGUUGGUGGCAUUAAUUCCAAAUGUUGCUGACUUUAUAGCUCUGAAUUUGUUUGUCGAAAAAAAUUAUUACUCAUUUAAUAUAGUAUGCACUCGCGUGGUUAUAACAAAAACAGAAGUUCAAAAUUCCAUACGACUUUUUAGUCUCAUUAUCAGUUUCACCAUUGUGGGUCUGAUAAUCAUAUUCACUUACGUAAAAGUUAUAUUAGUUGCUCGGAAGAUUGGUUCUGAUAAAUCUUCAGCUAUGAAGGCCAGCAAGACUAUUGUACUUCACGCGUUUCAGCUCCUUUUGUGCAUGUUCUCUUUUAGUUCCUCUCUUACAGAAACGUACCUUGCAAAAUACUUGAUAUACAUCAACCUGUUCAAUUUCCUUCUAUUCAUGUGUCUCCCAAGAUUUCUUAGUCCACUGAUUUAUGGGUUUAAGGACGCAGUUUUUAAGAAACAUUUGAGAACAUUUUGUUCUGCAAAGCAUUAUGGAUGUUAAAAGUAAUACGAAUAAAAAAAAUAAAGAAUUGUGUAAAAUAUAACAUCUUAGCACAAAUAAAACUUAUAUGAACAAAA